UUACGUUUGCUGUGCUGCUUCAAUUCUUCUACACAUCAGCAUUGUGUUGGAUGUUUGCCGAAGGACUACAGCUCUAUCAACAGAUCGUUAAGGUUUUCAACUCCAGUCUUAAGAUGAAACAAGUGUACUGCUUUGCCUGGGGAAUGCCAACACUUCUWAUCGUCUGCUCGCUUGGCAUUGCGGGAAACCACCAAGAUGGCUUCUCAAGCCUUGUCAGCAAGGAUUUAUGCUGGCUUUCUGUUCAAAAUCGCCUUAUAUGGGUAUUCAUCGUCCCGGUGUUUGUUCUAAUACUGGGUAAUCUGGUGAUUCUUGGAAUGGUUAUCAAAGAGUUGAACAAAGUCGACAAGUCCAGCGAUUCGUUGCUAAGCACCUUCAGAACUAAUCUGAAAGCGUUUGGUUUGCUGUCUCCAUUACUUGGGAUAACAUGGCUGACAGGGUUGCUAUGCAUUCUGGGAGUAGGUGUGGUUGGUUUGUACUUAUUCACAAUAUUGAAUUCAUCACAGGUGAAAAUUGAAUUAUAA
Molecule: messenger RNA, 521 nt
Organism: Exaiptasia diaphana
Lineage: Eukaryota; Metazoa; Cnidaria; Anthozoa; Actiniaria; Aiptasiidae
Product: adhesion G-protein coupled receptor D1
Exons: 5
Coding region: 51-521 (156 amino acids)
Biological process (GO): cell surface receptor signaling pathway; adenylate cyclase-activating G protein-coupled receptor signaling pathway
Cellular component (GO): membrane
Molecular function (GO): G protein-coupled receptor activity
Source: RefSeq, a predicted model, not a curated record